Molecule: messenger RNA, 513 nt
Organism: Guillardia theta CCMP2712
Lineage: Eukaryota; Cryptophyceae; Pyrenomonadales; Geminigeraceae
Exons: 2
Coding region: 1-513 (170 amino acids)
Molecular function (GO): DNA-binding transcription factor activity
Source: RefSeq, a predicted model, not a curated record
AUGGCGACCCCCUCUGCUGUCCUCGUCUCCCCGCGCCCCCGCGACUCUCCCUUCCCCUCCUCCUCCCUCCCCAAGGUCCGCAUCUGCGUCUCCGUCCUCGAGGCUUUCUUCCACCUCCCCCAGGAGGCUGCCGCAAGGCGCCUGGUCGUGUCGCUGACCAGCCUCAAGGCAGCCUGCCGCAAGAUCGGCAUCAAGCGCUGGCCCUACCGCCGCUGGCCGGCAGCUGACCUCGAGCAUGACGCACACGCUCCUUCAUCGCGUGAGACUGCAGCGUCAUGCAGCGGCCCUCAGGGCAUGGCGGCAGCAGUGCCAUCGCCUCCCGUACCGGACGAGGAUGCUGCCAGCUCCUCCCUUGCGCUCGCUGAGGGUGAGCGGCGGAGCUCACCGGCAUCGGAAGCGCCGGCCGUGACAUGUGGGGAGAGAAGUGACGGAUGGUUGGCUGACAUGGAUGAGCUGGGAGGGUACGGCGAGUGGAUGUCGUGGUGCAUAGACUGCGACGACGAUGCCGUCUGA